Symbiodinium natans is the source of this 1104-nucleotide messenger RNA. The record is from the annotation of a GenBank genome assembly. Lineage: Eukaryota; Dinophyceae; Suessiales; Symbiodiniaceae.
AUGACCAUUGGCCGUCGCCAGAGUCGGCUUCUGGUUGCCCUUGCCCUGUGCCUGGGCCUUUCUUUGUGGUCACUGCCGCUGCCGUCUCUCGCUGCCUUCAACUCCGCCUUUCCGCGGCGCGCGGCGCUGGGGGCGCUGGGGGCUUUGGGGACCGCACCGGCCGCGGCAGGGCCAACGGCGCCCCGGCCGCCUCUCAAACCUCCCGCGCCAGCAUCUGGUACUAUUUCCGGGGGCGUCUUGCCCUUAACCAUCGGGCUUGGCACCUGCUUGGUCUCCGAGGGAGACGUGACCAGGCAGGUGUCCUCCGCCUUGGAUGUGGGAUAUCGCGUCAUCGACACUGCGCAGAGGUACGGCAACGAGGCCGGCAUCGGCCUGGCCUUGAAAGCAGCCUUUGAGAAAGGCCUUAGCCGCGAUGAGGUCUUCGUGACAACCAAGGUCUGGCCCAGCAACUACGGCUUCGACAAGGCAAUCAGCUCUGUGCAGGACUCUGCCAAGAAGCUCGGCCUCGAGGCAAUCGACCUGGUGCUUCCUCAUUGGCCCGGGGUGAGCACCGACUUCGAGGCUGCCGAGACGAAUUUCCAGCUCCGUCAGCAAACCUGGAAGGCCUUGGAACGAAUGAAGAAGGAUGGCUUGGUGAAGCAGAUCGGUGUGUCCAACUAUAACGAUCGACAUCUCACAGAGCUGCUCGACUACGCUGAGACUCUUCCGAUGGCAAGCCAGUUCGAGAUCCAUCCCUUCAACACACGUGAGAGUCUGGUGCAGAAGUGCAAGGAGCUCGGCAUCAGGGUGAAUGCCUACUCGCCACUGGGAGGAAAAGGAAAUCCAAACCAGGUGACAGACAAACUGCUGUCCCUCCAGCUGCUUCAAGACAUCGGUGCCGCACACGGCAAGACUCCAGCGCAGCUUGCACAAGACAUGCAGCAGACGAUUCUGCGGUGGCACCUGCAGCGUGGUGUGACGCCGAUCCCGAAAGCCAGCUCUGCACAGCGCUUGCAAGAGAACUUCGAUGUCUUCGACUUCAAGCUGAGCGAUGAAGAGAUGCAGGAGAUUUCAGAGCUUGAUCGCCGGCGGUUUGCUGUGAUGAACUCUGAGGUCUUCCUGUAG